AGUCCUCUGGUACCUUCCACAUCAACGCAUUCACAAACCGAGUGAAGCGAGACUUCUAAGGGACUUUCGGACUCUUUAAGGAUACUCUUGAGGGAAAAUGGAUCCUUGCGAUUGUGCCAAGACUGGAACUUGCAACUGUGGUGCCACGUGCAAGUGCACUAAUUGCCAGUGUACAACAUGCAAGAAGAGCUGCUGUCCCUGCUGCCCGUCUGGUUGCAGCAAGUGCGCCUCUGGCUGCGUGUGUAAGGGCAACUCCUGCGGCUCCAGCUGCUGUCAGUGAGGAGGCCAACGUGAUGUUUUGUUCCAAUGUGAACUUGUUCGUCUGUGCUGCGCAGCUUCGUUUUUGAAUCGCACGAACGUUGUCUUUUUACAAGAUGAUGAUGAU
Messenger RNA from Sinocyclocheilus grahami, 385 nucleotides. Its product is annotated as metallothionein-2. NCBI's taxonomy places the organism in Eukaryota, Metazoa, Chordata, Actinopteri, Cypriniformes, Cyprinidae. The record is from RefSeq and is a predicted model, not a curated record. Gene Ontology annotation, molecular function: metal ion binding. The transcript is spliced from 3 exons. Bases 98 to 280 code for a protein of 60 amino acids.